Molecule: messenger RNA, 2290 nt
Organism: Saccostrea cuccullata (small rock oyster)
Lineage: Eukaryota; Metazoa; Mollusca; Bivalvia; Ostreida; Ostreidae
Exons: 6
Coding region: 86-1456 (456 amino acids)
Source: RefSeq, a predicted model, not a curated record
GCCAAAUAAACCAAUCAUAACUGGAAAUAAAACAGUUCCCGUUGGACAAAAGACAACAUUAUUCUGCUCCUCAUCUUCACGAUCAAUGCCACCUUACUACAAACACUUUCCUCCGCUUUCCUAUACCUGGUUUAUAAACAGGACUGAAGUAUUUACAGGUCAGCAGAUAGAAAUGAAUGUGCAUAAGAAGGUGGGAUGGGACAACAUCACAUGUAAAGCUGCAGAAAGUCUUGAAUCAUUGAGCGAUGUCUAUCAUGUUGAACCCUUAUAUGGACCCGAUUCCGUUGAAAUAUUUCCGAAUUUUCCCACAAGUCUCAGUAUCCAUGAUAACAGUAGUUUUGGUCCUGUCAACUGCAGUGCUAGCUGCAAUACUCCAUGUUAUGUUCAUUGGGAGGGGAUUGGUCCGAUAGGGAGAAUAUUCAAAAGCAUUUCUGGAAUGACACUUCCAAUUCAACAAAUAUACAGAAAAGAAGUUAUGACGUAUCGAUGCGUGGCUGAAGGACUGUAUAAUAACACGCAAGGCCAGACAACAGCUAUCAGGGAUAUUGUUCUCGAUAUUCAAUAUCUAACAUUACCAUCAUUCUUAGUGUCAGUGAAUAAAGAAUUUCAAAAAGGACUAAUUAUAGUCAUAGAUGAAAGGGAUAUUGUAGCAUUGAACUGUACAGCUGAGGGGAAUCCCAAGCCCGAAGUUAUUAUCGAAACAAGGCACGGGAACAAAGUUGGGAUGCUUGGGCUCAGAUCAAAGAAGUCGUUUACUUAUACCUUUCUGGGUGGAAUGCAAUGCACUGAUACAACUACAUAUAGAUGCACUGCUAGAAACAAGGAAUUCAACGAUAGUUUUUCUGAAACGAAAAUAUAUGUAAAAUGCUCGCCUCGAUUGGAAAGUAAAAUGCAGUUUAAGUAUCUCUAUGAAGCAGUGGCGGGAGAGGCUGUUUCUCUGAAUGUUCCUGUUAUAAGUUAUCCCGAACCCGAACAUGCCUAUUGGAUGGGACCUGUUGAACACGAUAAAAUAAAAACAAUUAUUGCUCAGAGAAAUAGGCCUUAUAAGUUAUGGAUCAGUAGCGAUAUUCCAAUAUUCAGUCUUAAGUGUUAUGGGAACUACUCACUUUUUCUCGAUGGAAUGAUUAUCGUAACUAUUCAAAUCCAUAACAAAGAUAUGGUGCCUGUAAAAUCAGGGAAAUUAAUCCGGGUACUCGAGAAAAGCGAUAUUAUCAUCACUGUCCUAGGAGGCCUGGUCCUUGUCCUAAGCGUUUUAUUGAUAAUAUCUCUCAAAUGUCAGAGACUCGCAUAUGCCAAAGGUAAAAGACUAAAUACAGGAACCAACGAAGUUGAAACUUACAGUCUUAGAGAACAAAUUUACAACUCAUUAUCACGGAGACAAAGUACUGAAGAACAAAACGUGGAAUACGAAAAGAUAAACACGUAUGCUGAUGUUGCAUGUGCUUCGGCAAAUUAAGGAUAAAAUAUCCCAACCAUCUUUUGAAGAUAUUACUGUAAAUGCAUUUAUAUUUGAUAUUUAUAUUUUGUUGUGUACGAUAUGAUAUUUAGAGAAUUUUUUUUUCACCAAGUAGGUGUAGGAUUUAUUUAGCUUAAUGUGUUAUAUAUAAAUCAUGAUAUACAAGGCAUUUAACGAUGUUCUUAAUUAAGCGAACUUUGCUUACUGCCAAAAUCGCUAAUUAGAAAACACCGCUAAAUGUAAUAUUAUUACAGUAUUACAAAAUCAUAAAACUAUGUAUGGUCUUGAAAUAUCGAUUUAGUUAUAUGUUGUGAUAAUAUUCUACCUUUUCAUAACGGAAGUUAAAGACAAUCGUUAUGAAAUUUUAUUCUCGAUUAAAAUAUAUGUCUUGCAUUUCAUGUGUAUCAUUUUUGUUUGAAUGGGACAUCACAUGACAUUGAACACAUGAUCAAAGUCAAUAUUAUUUAAAGUUUCUCUCACAUAACAAUUGAAAGUCAUAUUUCAAUGAAAUCGUGAGUUUCCUUUGAUCUUUCAAUCUGUAUUCGUGUAAAAAAUAUUGGACAAAACUGCACUGUUUUGACUUUGAAAUGAAAAUACGACAUAGCAUAAUUGCACGACGCUAUGUAACUUCAAAUUCUAGACAUUUCAAAUGUAUUUCACACUUUGCGUUUUACCAGCAGAUUAUUUUGAUUACGUGUCCAAUUCCAUAUCAUUGCAAACUGAAUACGAUUUGGAAUGUGAUGUAAAGAAAGAUAUUUGCAAAUGUAUAUUUUUCGUAUUCUACAAAGAAAAAUUUGACUUGUAAAGGUUAAGAUAUAAAAGAUACAGAAUCGA